AACCUGUUGAAAAAUGGCGGGAAAAGCGAAUUUUCCAUGAUAUUCUACAUGCCUGCCUAUAUUUUACAGUGUAACAUUUUAUGAUGUAGAGAAAUGUCAAAAAGCUUCCCCGCAGGAGCGUCUUUGGUAGAAAAUCACCCAAAAAACGCCCCCAAAUGGAGAAACCAUACCCUCGUGGGCGCCCUGUGCAUCCGGAAUACAGCAAACUCGGCUUCCGGCGGAUUAAGAUUGACGGAAAGAGCUCCGUUGUGUGCGAAUACUGCAAAAUUGUCCUCCAAAAUACAGCCACAAAGCGACUACGCGGCCACAGGAAUGUCUGCUCAAUGACACCAAAAGACGGUCAAGUGAAGCAGGAGGAGAUCUCACAGCAAGAUGACAGUUUAAUAGAUGAAGUGACACCAAAAGAAGAAGACCCCCUAACGUAUGCCCGGAGAAAUUCCUCCUCCUACAUUGAACUCCAACCCCCAAGUCCGGAAGCAGAGUACGCAACAUACGACACAGAUUCCGAUGAUGCUGUCCAGCGCACGGUGCCCCUGUCAACCAGCAAACCUCCCGCCGCCGUUGUGAAGGUCUCCCCAUCGCGGAAGCGCCCCCGUGCCGUGGAAAGCGAAGGGGUGGUCGAGGUGGUGAAGCAAAUGAUGGAAACCUUCACGGGGAUGAUGCAGAAGAAUCAAACACCUGCCGCCGAGUACGGGGAUGAGGCAUUCUGCAAUUGGCUACUCACACAAUUUGCCACAAUGGAAGCCCGGCGGAAGCUGAGGGUGCAACAUGAGAUCUCCAAUAUGAUUUUCCGGGCACAAACGGAGGAAGGGCAGUGAGGAGAAGCAGCCCAGAACAAUCCGCAAGAUCCGCAAUUAGGCAAUUUUCUUCAUUACAAAAAAAAAAUCAUUUUUUGUAGAUUUUCUUAAAGAUUUAAGAUUAUAGAGAAGACUGGGGUGAAGUUGGUGAGAAAAUUUAAGGCAGGAAAUUAUUCUUUACUAGUUAACCACUGAAUUUCAAACGAUCGGACCAGCCGUUUCAGAAAAAUUUAUUUGCUACAGACAAAAAAAAAAGACGAAAAAAUGAAUUCAAACUAAUUAAUCUUCAUCACCCUAUGCUCCCCUAUAACUUCUAUUGUUUUGCCAUCUUUUCUUCAUUUUUAAAAAAUAAGAAUUUUUGUAUAAGAAAAACUUAUUGUAAGACGGUGAGAAUGUUAAAUAAAAUGAAUUUAAAAGAAAA
Lutzomyia longipalpis is the source of this 1218-nucleotide messenger RNA. RefSeq lists its product as uncharacterized. The transcript has 3 exons. Lineage: Eukaryota; Metazoa; Arthropoda; Insecta; Diptera; Psychodidae. The coding region runs from base 156 to 818 and encodes 220 amino acids. The record is from RefSeq and is a predicted model, not a curated record.